Eubalaena glacialis (North Atlantic right whale) is the source of this 2889-nucleotide messenger RNA. RefSeq names its product placental growth factor (gene PGF). The record is from RefSeq and is a predicted model, not a curated record. NCBI's taxonomy places the organism in Eukaryota, Metazoa, Chordata, Mammalia, Artiodactyla, Balaenidae. The transcript has 7 exons. Gene Ontology annotation, molecular function: vascular endothelial growth factor receptor binding; growth factor activity; chemoattractant activity. The coding region runs from base 335 to 847 and encodes 170 amino acids. Gene Ontology annotation, cellular component: membrane. Gene Ontology annotation, biological process: vascular endothelial growth factor signaling pathway; positive regulation of endothelial cell proliferation; induction of positive chemotaxis.
UGAGGAAGAAACUGCAUCUUCACUCGCCAGCCACGAGAGGACCUGGGGUCGCGCUGGGCGCCCGACGGACCCUCCUCAGGGACCCGCCUGCCCCACACCGCCCGGCCCUGCCGGGCCCUCCGCACCAGGUUCCCCAGCCGCAGCCUUACCUGCGGGCUCCAGAAUCCCCAGGGCUUCCAGAGGAUGCUCGGGCCACCGACAGGGACCUCGGGGCAGCAGUGAGGGGGGCACCCAGCCCCCCAUUCAGCUCCUGUCCUCCUGUGCCAGGGGCUCCCCCCGGGUACGAGCAUGGUGGUUUUCCCUUGGAGCCCCCUGGCUUGGUACGUCUGAGAAGAUGCCUGCCAUGAGGCUGUUCACUUGCUUCCUGCAGCUCCUGGCUGGGCUGGCGCUGCCUGCUGUGCCCCCCCAGCAGUGGGCCUUGUCUGCUGCAAACGGCUCCUCAGAGGUGGAAGUGGUGCCCUUCCAGGAAGUGUGGGGCCGAAGCUACUGCCGGGCCCUGGAGAGGCUGGUGGACAUCGUGUCCGAGUACCCCAGCGAGGUGGAGCACAUGUUCAGCCCGUCCUGCGUCUCCCUGCUGCGCUGCACGGGCUGCUGUGGCGAUGAGAACCUGCACUGUGUGCCAGUGGAGACGGUCAACGUCACCAUGCAGCUCCUGAAGAUCCGCUCCGGGGACCGGCCCUCCUACGUGGAGCUGACGUUCUCUCAGCAUGUGCGCUGCGAGUGCAGGCCUCUGCGGGAGAAGAUGAAGCCAGAAAGGAGGAGACCCAAGGGCAGGGGGAAGAGGAAGAGAGAGAAGCAGAGACACACAGACUGCCACCUGUGCGGCGAUACUGUUCCCCGGAGGUAACCAGCCCCUCGGAGGAGAGAGACCCCACACCCGGCUCGUGUAUUUAUUACCGUCACACUCUCAGUUACCUCCCUGCUGGCACCUGCCCUCUAUUUAUUAGCCAAUUGUAUCCCUGCUGAAUGACUCACUCCCUCCAAGAGGAGGGGCAGGGAGGGACAGGACCCUCAGGAAUUCAGUGCCUUAAACAGAACGUGAGAGAAAGACAGAAGACAGACCCAUGUGGCUUCAGCUUGGGAAGAAGCAAGAUGUGUGGCUUUGUGAGGGGCAGGCCAGGCCCCAGAGGCUCCGGGGGUCUCCAGGGGGCUGGAGAGGGAAGGACUGGAGACCCACCCCCUGCCCCCCGGCCUUGGGCUCUGCACGGACCAGCAGCCCUUGCUGGGGGAGCUCCCGGCCGGGGUGGGAGUGGGGGAGCCUGCUCCCAGUGGCCCUGCUGGGAGGGUGAGCAGGCAGCAACUCUACCCCUGGAGAUCAGAACGUUCAGCUCUGGAGAACAGUGGUUGCCUGGGGGCCUUGGCCACUCCUUGUCCCCUAGGUCUGGCCUCACAUCUUGCCACUGCUUGUGCUGGGACAUUGUUCUUUACGGCUAAGGCGUCACCAUCCUGCCCCUCCCAGGGACAUAGGCCAAGAGUGGCCCCAGGCUGGACGUGGAGCAAGCUGCCCCCGCGUGGCUGUUUGACCACCAAGCCAGAUUCUCUUGAAUAAAGUAUUCUAGUCUGGAAACAGCUUUCCAGGGGAGUGUGUCUGCCAGAGCAGCGGGCAAUAGCAGGAAAUGGAAGCAGGACAGAAGUAAAAGGGACCGUGGGCUCCAAGGCUGACCGGGGGUAGCUCCAGCCUGCUCCUGCAGCUCCCGGGGCAUCUUCUCCCAGGUGCUUUAGGCACAGCCCUGAGGCCCACUCCUCCCAUAAUGAGGGGUUCCCAGGAUGGAGGCUUGGCCCCAAACUUGGGAGGCCCUGACCCCAGCCCCCCCGAUCACCCUCAAAUUCUAGAGCACAGUCCCCUUCCACUCCCCCCAGGGCCACCCUAUACCCAGUCCAGUGCCCGGCCCUCUGGACCUUGAGUGAAUGGAGGCUCCCAGGUGCCACAGAUUGUGGCCCCGGGAGACUGAACUGCACCACCUCCAACCCACUCUGGCUGCUGAAUGCGGGGAUUGGCAGAUGCUGCCUGAUCUCUUCCUCCUUUGACCUCCUGUCUUCCUCUGUCUUCCUCCUGAACACCUUGGCAUGAAAUGAGAAAAAAAUGCUUUUUUUUCUUUUUUCAAUCCCAUACACUUACUCUCUGGUUCCCUUCUGCCUUUGACCCACAAGAUAUGUUUGUUUUCCCGCUGUGUUUUGGGAAGGGGAGCUCCCUGUUCUCUCUAAUUGCAGGCUGCUCAGACAAAGCCACAAGGCCCGGGGGCAGGGGCCCGCCCCAGGCUUUGGAAGGAAGCCAUGGACGGUCCAGUGAGGUAGGUGGGGUGGGGAGGCCCUGCUGAGGCCCUUGGUGGUCUGUUCACCGAGGCCUGGGCCCCCCUUUAGGACAGUCUGGUCAGAAUGUGCUCCUGGCUGGUGAUCACAGAGUAGGGGUGGGCCAGCCCCGGGGGACACGCUUUGCAGAAGAAACACACUUUCUCUCCAGCUUCUCCACUCUUGGGCUGUACGCAUUCCGAGCCGUUGCCUCUGAGGGACUGAGAACUGAGAAGAGCACCCUUCCCCCUUAGGCUCUGAUGUGGCCCCAGGGACCCCACCGCAGCCCUUGCAGCAUCUCCAAGGCUCUCAGAUUCACAAGUCACCCGCAUGGAGGUCUGCCUCCCCACCCAGACCAGCCACCUCUGUAAAGAACUAGACGGAGACCAGGGGAGCAUCCAGAGGCCAGAAGCAAAAAUCUGCAUCCGUGGGCAGAGCCUCACAGCAGGAGUCAGUAGGAAAGGAGCUGACUGGUCCACCUGACUACACUGGCCAUCCUUUCAGAUCAUUUAGGACCUAGAAGGCCCUUUUCUUUUGCUCUUUAUAUAUUUGUGGAGCCCCACCUGUGUACCUGACACUGUCCUAGGCACCAAGGACUCA